Molecule: messenger RNA, 6726 nt
Organism: Brienomyrus brachyistius
Lineage: Eukaryota; Metazoa; Chordata; Actinopteri; Osteoglossiformes; Mormyridae
Exons: 11
Coding region: 397-3765 (1122 amino acids)
Source: RefSeq, a predicted model, not a curated record
GAAGCGGCGUCCGGACGUCUUGGGACCUCGUCUGACAACGGGAUGUAAGCGCGAGCCAUGGGGAUUUGAUGGGGGAUGCGUUAAUCCCUAGAGUUACGUGCGAGCAGAUUGACUGCAUCAAUACGGGCCGGAUCUCAAGGGGUCUCCGGUAUUAAUCCCCGACAAGCGAGCUGCGUUGCGGCGUUAUGAGAUGAAAGUUAGGGGUGUGGGGGGCGAAGCUCUCGCCGGAUCUGCCUACAUCGACUCGAUGAGACUCCUGACCCAUGACGUUUUGCCGGUGCACCGAUCACCAGCCAGGAAAGCUGAAGCCAGCUAGCCAGGCUCCCCCACGGCGAGUCCUGGCCGAUCCCCUAUCGUCGCAGGUUUCCACAAAUCCCGGCUCUGCAGGCCCCUGUGAUGUUGACCACUGCUGCCAGUACCAGUCUGAGAGUGGGGCAGCAUCCAUCCCUGCCAAUGUCCGGCCCGUGUCACCUCCCCCUGCUUUACCAGGAGCGUACUCCCAGAGCAACCAAAGAGCCUCGCUGGGAGGGGAGCAGAGCGGAUGACGGGGACCUGGACACUGAUAUCUGCAGGCCAGGGAGUUUCAAGAGUCGCGUCAAAGCACAUUGUGGACAGGCGUUAGUUUCGGCCACCUGUUCAGCACAGGAUCGUAUGGAGACGGAGGUUGUCCCACUCAGUGCCUGUCAGAAAAGUGGACGUGGGGACUCGGGUAGAAAUGAACAAAUGAAUGGAAGUACUUCAGAAGUGCAGUGUGUUCGCAUGGACGAUCAUGACAUCAAAUGCAGCUCUCAAGCUAAGGAUGUAGAGACAGGUGUGACCUUGGAUUCUGUGACGCCCCCUGUUGGCUCGGUGGUGGAAGGGCUGGGUUCGCUGGAGCGUCUCCUGACAGCCCACCAGGAGGAGAUGAAGCGGCUGCUGGAGAGGAGCCUGGGGUCCAUGUGCAGGCAGCUGGCGGCGGCGGAGCAGCGGGUUGGCCAGCUGUGUGAGCAGAGCGCCGCCCACAGCGCUGACAUGGCGCGGCUGAGUGGCCGCAUGGACGCGUUCUGUGACAGGCUGAUGGCAUCACAUGUCGCCAUGACAACAGGCGCCCAAACCAGUGUAUGGGAGGGAGAAGCGAGAGCCGCCCCCGGCGAGCUGGCGUCACGGAGAUCGCAUCCCUGUAGCAACCCGGUUGCUGUGGAAACGGACACGGAUGAGGGAAGCGUCGGGGAGCUGGGCAGUGGCUCGGGCGAAGCUGAGGAGUCACGGCAUGAAAUAGGGGGCGGCGGGGAGGCUGUGAUGGAAUCGAGGACCCCUCCUGCAGGGGCAUCAGUGCAGUGUAUGCCGGGGAACUAUUCCCCCGUGUCAGAUUUCGAAGAUCUGGACGAAGAGCUGGGAAUCCAGGAGGUGGAUGAUUGUGGAAUGUGGACGGACAAUGCGGGGCUGGAGGCUCCAAAUGCUGGUGCCUGUGCGGAGACCCCCACUGUAGUGCAACAGACUGUCACUGGGAGCGCCACUGAGCCAGCUACCUGUCAGGGAUCUCGCACACAGUGGUCUGGACCUUCUUUGGAGAUCCAGGUACCUCUUAACCUGGCCGAGUCCACCACGGAUCCAUCUGCCCCGUUACCUAACAAGAUGAGGACCACAUUUGAGCCGGAAAGUGCGCUCGAUGACCUGCCACCCCCAUUGGCCAGCUUGGAGGACCGCAUGGUUGAACACGCGUCUACAAAAGACUUUCUCUCGUUUGCUGGGCCGGUGGCAGAAUCCUCAGCCACAUUCAUGGACCUGGCUGAACCAUGUGGGGUUCGAAGGGCUUCUCCAUCUCCCCAGCCAAUUCCUGUGCAGUUCCAUGGGCCUGCUUCUGUGGAGGGGAGCGGCGGGAGGCCUGAGAUCCCAGAGGGCUUGGAGGAACCAGGAACCAUGGAAAACAAGGAGGAAACGACAGGGCUGAUGAGCGGGGAAGGAGCAGAAGUAUCAGUGUGUGCUGUGGCGUCACCUGUGUCAUUGGACUGCAGUGCCAGGAGUCGGCCAGGAGAGGGAGCCUACUGGAAGAGCAAAGGCCUUAGCGAUGGAAAUGAGGCGCAGUGUGGAGGACAGGAAAUUAAAAUGUGGACCAGUCCCCGUUUCAAGCCCCGGACCUGGAACACGCAGCGGGCGCAGACGCUGGCGAUCUGCUCGUAUGCGCAGCUGAGACGCAGGCGUGGCGAACCAGCCCUUGGCUCCCACCUGGAAUGCACUUUACCGACUGCACUGCUGUCCCUGCGUGCAACCGCCAAAGCGCCCGAGGGAGGCAUCCUGCUCCCUGUUGCUCCCUGCCGCCCUCUGCUCGCCUGGGUGUCUGCCGCCUCCUCCUCUGCUCCUGCGACCCCCCUGCCCGACCUUGCUAACGAUGCCCACAUGCUGCGCGUCGAGGCCCUGCCCCAUGAGAGCCACCUUCUGCUGCAGUACUUGUCGGAGAUCGCCAGGCACCUGCUCCCCCGCAUCCAGUCCCCCGAGCCGCUGUCCGCUGCGUGCCGCAGCGCCCCCUACAGGCUGCGGGGUGUAUGCCCAGCCUUUGGCACCCGCCUCAAGCACUGCUGGAGCCUGGAGCGGCCAUCGGCCAGGUACUCCCAGCUGAAGGGGACGAAUGUGGCCCACGGCUCGGCUCUGCCAGACCUGGACGCCGGAGGGAUCCGGUCGUGGAAGCCGCUGGUGACGAUGGGGAAUCUGCUGCUGACCCCGCUGGAUCUUGGUCCCUUCAUGCCGCAGUGCCCCUCACAGGGGGAGCUCCUGGAGGUCCCGCCUCCGCCCAGCCUGUCCCAGCUGUUCCGGGCUGCCGCCGGGCCCCCCGCCACCUCCCCGUCGGCCCCGCUGGGCCCCGGAUGCUUCUAUAAGGCCGGCCUGCACACGGUCCUGGCGCUGUCCUCGCCAGCCUCUCUGCAUCUCCUGGCACGGCAGCGGCGCCCCCACCCACUGACGCCCCCCGGGUCCUCCAGCCCACACUGUGCCCUCAGCCGCCUCCUGCCGUCCCGAGACACGCUGCCAGCCCUAGUGCCACUCACUGACCACACUGGGCCGCCCGGCUUGGACAACGACCACAGCUAUUCCUGGUGCUCCGGUCAAGAUGUGCAUCCCACCACGACUCCCGCAGAAAAGAGCACAAUCAGCCUUUUGGACAGUCCAGCGCCCCCCACUGUACUGGAGCUGCCCCCUCCUGUGAGCCCCAGCUUGCUGAGUCCUGACGGCGACCCAAGCGAGAUGGCCCACAGCUUCUGUGACCGUACCGAGGUCGAGUUUCCCGUACUGUCUUCUCGCAGGACGAUGGAGGAGGGGGCACCGUUCGGCAAGGUCGUGGUGCCUCAGCCUGACCCACGCUCCAAGAGGGUCUCCCAGAUCCGCAUACGCAAGACCGUUCCCAAGACGGACAAUAACCUCACCCCCAUGGGGCUUCCCAAACCAAAGAGACUGAAGAAGAAGGAAUUCAGCUUAGAGGAGAUUUACACAAAUAAAAAUUACCGCUCCCCUACUGGCAACAGGUCCCUGGAGACCAUUUUCGAGGAGCCCAAGGAGAAGAAUGGAGCGCUGGUGUGCAUUGGGCAGCAGAAACGCAAGCGUGUGUUAGACUUCCCCGACUUCACGCUGCCACGGAAACGGCGGGCACGGGCUGGGGUGGGGCCGACCCGGGCGAAGGUCACGCGGGGGCGUGGCCGCAGGGAUCGUCCCGAUGACGCCGACCUCGACGUCAUGCUGAUCGAGAGACUCAGCGAGCUGGAGGAUUACUUCUCCCGCCAGGGGCUGGAGGACUGAGCGGGCAAUGCCAGUACAGAAUGUUCUGGAUCUUACCCCGAGUUUGUUAACUGAACCCUAAAGCUGGGUUCGUAAUAGGAAAUGAGUGAGUCUGUGCUUUUAUAAGCUGUUCCACCCUGAAACACUUUGUGUCCAUGAAGCCACACAAGUCACAGUAUUGAUAGAGCAACACAAAGGCUGCCCCUUUAACACUGCUUUUUGCCAGGUAGCCACCUGUCUCGUGAUGUCUAGCGUCGUUCCGUUUUCACCAGAUGCAUCAGCUGGUGCAGACGUGUUUUGGAGGAAUGCGGCUUAAUAUCUGGCUUAGAUUUAUUUUUUUUAAAUGUUAAACCUGAUGACAAAGGAGAAUGUUAAUAUUUACAUGCAGUCACAUAACCGGCUUUUAAAAGCAGUGCACAUGCAUGGCGUGAUGUGAUGUGCACAUAACAUGGUUCAGAUGCUGUUCCUUCAUAUCUGCAUUUUCCUCCGACUUGCCUCCCAUCCCCCCCCGACCCACCACCACCUUGCGAUGUCCAGCUGCUGGGGUCUCAUAGGACAUCUGUCCACAGAUAGGGGUGUGCCAGUCCCCCUCCUCCCGAACUGUGCCCCUCCCACCCUGUUUUCCAAACCUGUUCCGCAGCUGGUGCAGAUGUUAUCUUGUCCAUGCACAGAUACUUGAAGGACAUCCAAAGCGUCUAUGUCCAGACACUUUGGGGCCUUAGGAGAUGGAACAUACUUGGAUAAGUGAGUGUACCAGAGUCUCCGGUGAGUCUGUGAAGGGUUGUCAAAGGUGUUUUUAAUGUGAUAUCUAGGGAAGUCCACGCCUUCAAUUGUAUUUGCUGCAGUGUGGUUUGUGGUAUAGGAAUGUCCCCCCCCCCCCCCCAUCUGCAUAUUAUCUGUCAUUUUGACAGCUGUCUGUCAUUUCUGGUAACUGUAAAAGCCAUUAAAAGCUUAAAAAUAGUCAUCCUCUUAAUGACUAUUGUACCCAUAAGAAUCAGUUCCUUGGAAUCGGGGGGGGCAUUUACUCUGGGAUGAUACCUGCUUUGCUGUUCACCUUGUUCACCCCUGCAUUGGAUGAGUGAACCGUGCAGUGGUGCAUGACAUUUUGCAGUUGCAUUCCUUCGCCUAUAGGCAUCACACAUGCACUUUUAUUUUAAAACCUCAUUGGCACAUGUAUUAGUACAUCGUUGCCAACGUUACCUUUCUGGUCGGUUCCCAUUUUCAGAUUCUUUCAUGGGUGGUAUCCACUGUUUUUAUAGAUGCCAUUAUUGCAAACACUGCAGAAGUGUUUCAUUGCCAAAACUAAUUAGCGUGGGUUUUACGCAGAACGACCAGAAUACCUGGUUAUGAGUCAUUUGUCAGUCGGUUAUGAGUGAGAAUUGUCAAGUGACAGUUUUCUCAGCGCGAUGGCUCUCUGGGUGAGACCUCAGGAAGCGGCCUUGCAUGGACCCUGCCAUAUUAAGCACAGGUAUUCGGGUAGUUCGUGCACCUGAGUAGCUGUAAUGAAAGUAUACAAAAGUCAACUGGAGACCUUCAGUGUAUUUCCUGCCUGUUUCCUUCAGCUUAUGCCUCACUCCAAAUAUCAAAGAUGAGCAAAGAUCCCCUUUGCUGACGUGCCUGUUUCUGUAUGUCUGUGUGUAUGUGGUGGUGGUGAUUCCCUUUGCUUAAUGCUGCUAUCUCCCCCCCCCUAUCCCUGAGUGCUGAGAUUUAAGAUUUGCUGACUAAUGCAUACAGUACAAGUAGGAACUUAUGACACCUUCGAUACGUGGGUAUGUGAGAGGGAAAUUAACUUCUUAUUUUCCAUCCAUGCGUCUCUGACAGGUGUUUGCAGACAGCGUUGGCAGUUUAAUACCGAAAUGCGCUCGAGGCAGCUUCGGUGCAGUAAAAAGAGAGGGUGGACCAUUUGUGUCACUGCAUGCAUCAUUUCUGUCAGUGCACGCUGUGAUUUACUGUGUAGCACAUCUGCUUUUAAGUGACAGGUAAAAUUUACACUGAUGAACAUGAAUUUACACAGAUGAACAUGGUCUUUCCCAGAGACUUCGAGGGAGAAGCUUUGGCGCCGGGUUAAUGACCAUGCCCUGUAAAAUGCAUCCAGUCCUGUCUUGUUUCGUACCAGCCGCGCACGCUUUGUGGAAAGAGCAGACCGGUAUGCAGAGCUAUCUUUCAUCAGUAUAGCGAUUAACCUUUUAUUUCUGGUAGGGCUUCCAAGUUACUUACAUUGGUAUCGACCCAAAUCCAGUUUUGGGGUAGUGGCUCAGUGGGUUGGGACACUGUGCUUGUGAUGGGAAGGUUGCUGGUUUAAAUCCCAUACUCGGUAGAGCGAUCUCACCAUCGGGCCCUGGAGCAAGGCCGUUAACCCACUGGGCCCUUGAGCAACCCCCAGUUUCACUAGGGGCCGUCUGACCUUGCUUUCUCAAAAAAAAAAAAAAGGCGUGUCAUUUUGGGUAAAUGCGUCGGCUAAAGAAUGUAAACUUUAGGCAUCAGGAUCCAGCUAUAGUAUGGUCUCACAGAGGUUCACUUUGGCACUCAGUGUGUACAGACCUCCCCCCCCCCUUUAAAUGUCCCACUCCUAGAUCUUUGUAUGUGUUGAAGUGAUUUUAAUUUUUUUUUUUCCCCUGUGGAUUAAACUUUUUUUCCUGCUGAUAUACCCCAAAGAGCCACAUACCUGUUAAAUAUUGCUGCGUGUUUGUCUCUGUAGCAGAACUUGAUACACAUGGUGCGUAUGUGAGUUUGAGGUUAGUGUGUAGUUACUCUAUGCUAAGCACCUUGUACUGUGUUGUCAGUCAUAACAGCUAUGCUGUGUGUAUCAUAUAUAAAAUACUUGUGAUAGUGAUCAUUUGAAAUCAUGUGAUUUGAUUUGAAUAUUUGUAUUUGUCAUCAAUUGCCUGUUAAUUUACCUUUUUUUUAAUCAGCACAGACCAACACUAAACAUUAGUAUUGUUAACUGAUUUUAAUUUUUAAUAAAAUGAAUAAAAUGUUAAA